Molecule: messenger RNA, 2118 nt
Organism: Labrus mixtus (cuckoo wrasse)
Lineage: Eukaryota; Metazoa; Chordata; Actinopteri; Labriformes; Labridae
Product: tripartite motif-containing protein 16-like
Exons: 2
Coding region: 237-1916 (559 amino acids)
Molecular function (GO): zinc ion binding; protein binding
Source: RefSeq, a predicted model, not a curated record
AACACGUGGUUUUUCCCUCAGACUCCUAACAUCUGUUGAUGAGUAAACAUCACCGACCCACUCUGGAUUAUUUCUCCACUUUUUCAAGAUCUACAGUGUGAGGAUGGAUGUGACCAACAAGACCUGACGUUCACUGCUCAAACACAUGUUGUGUAGAUCAGAGGUCCAACUAGUUACAGUUCUAAGGAAGUGAAGGACGAUCGUAAAAAAAAACAAGUGCAUCACCAAGAGGAGAAAUGGCGCAGAAAGGAGUUCAGCUGGGUCAGGAAUCCCUUUCUUGUUCGAUCUGUCUGGAUCUCCUGAAGGAUCCGGUGACUGUUCCCUGUGGACAUAGUUACUGCAUGAGGUGCAUUAAAAGACACUGGGAUGAAGAAGACAACAAGAGAAUCUACAGCUGCCCUCAGUGUAGGCAGACCUUCACACUGAGGCCUGUUCUCGGGAAAAACACUCUUUUAGCAGAUAUAGUGGAGGAGAAGAAGAAGACUGGACUCCAAGCUGCUCCUGCUGAUCACUGCUAUGCUGGACCUGAAGAUGUGGCCUGUGAUGUCUGCACCAGGAGAAAACGUAAAGCUCUUAUGUCCUGUCUGCAGUGUCUGGCCUCCUACUGUGAGAAACACCUCCAGCCUCAUUUUGAAGCACCUCCAUUGAAGAGACACAAACUGAUGGAGCCGUCCAAGAAGCUCCAGGAGAACGUGUGCUCUCGUCAUGAUGAGGUGAUGAAGAUCUUCUGUCGUACUGAUCAGCAGUCUAUCUGUUAUCUCUGUUUAAUGGACGAACACAAAGGUCACGACACAGUCUUAGCUGCAGCAGAAAGGAGCGAGAGGCAGAGAGAGCUCGAGGUGAGUCGACAAAACAUCCAGCAAAGUAUCGAGGACGGAGAGAAAGAUCUGAAGCUGCUUCAACAGAAGGAGGAGGCUAUCAAUGGCUCGGCUGAUAAAACGGUAGGGAACAGUGAGAAGAUCUUCACUGAGCUGAUUCGUCUCAUGGAGAAAAGCCGCUCUGAUGUGAAGCAACAGGUCAGAUCCCAGCAGCAGACUGAAGUGAGUCGAGUCAGAGAGCUUCAGGAGAAGCUGGAGCAGGAGAUCACUGAGCUGAAGAGGAGAGAUGCUGAACUGGAGAAGCUCUCAGACACAGAAGAUCACAACCAGUUUCUACACGACUACCCCUCACUGUCACCACUCAGUGAAUCUACACCCUCAUCCAGCAUCAAUAUCCGUCCUCUGAGGUACUUUGAGAAUGUGACAACGGCUGUAUCAGAAGUCAGAGAUAAACUACAGGACGUCCUGAAAGAGAAAUUGACAAACAUCUCACAGACAGUGACUGAAGUGGAUAAUUUACUGUCAGAACCAGAGUACAAGACCAGAGCUGAGUUCUUAAAGUAUUCAUGUGACAUCACACUGGAUCUAAACACAGCAUGCACACAGCUGUUAUUAUCUGAUGAGAACAGAAAAGUAACAGCAAUGACUAAAGAACAGUCUUACGCUAGUCACCCAGACAGAUUCACUGAUUUGUUUCAGGUCCUGAGUAAAGAGAGUCUGACUGGACGUUGUUACUGGGAGGUGGAGAGGAGAGGAGGAGGAGGAGUUUGUGUAGCAGUCGCAUACAAGAAUAUCCGUAGAGCAGGGAGCUCAGAUGAAUGUUUGUUUGGACUCAAUGACAAAUCUUGGCAGUUAAUUUGUUACAACAACAGAUAUAAAUUUUGUUACAACAAAGUCAAAACUCGUGUCUCAGGUCCUCGGUCCUCAAGAGUAGGAGUGUACCUGGAUCACAGAGCAGGUAUUCUGUCCUUCUACAGCAUCUCUGAAACCAUGACUCUCCUCCACAGAGUCCAGACCACAUUCACUCAGCCUCUACAUGCCGGACUGGGGUUUAACUGGUGUACUGGAGACUCUGCUGAGUUGUGUAAACUGAAGUAGACAGAAGUCAUUAACGAGACAGAUGUUUAACUUGCUGUGUUUUAAAUCUUCAACUUGAUUUUUAUUCAUGUUCGAUGCUGAGAUCUGAUCGUCGUUACCUGUCAAUCAAACUUUAUGGGCGGUACUUCGACCUCGUCUGGUCUGUUGUGUAAAUCAUAAUUUUCUUUUGUUAUAUUGGCCAUUUUCUCACCUCUGAAGACGA